AUGCAGGUUGCAGUUCAUCAAGAUGAUGCCGAUAUCUUGCUUAAGCAAAGGAAUAUACUAGACGAAUCGAUAGUUGAAAAAUACAGGGUUGCAGGUCAAAUCACCCAGACAGGGUUGCAAUAUCUUACAUCCUUGAUCAAUAAUUCCUACCACUUGCAAGUUGGCCCCAAGUUCACUAUACAGCAGCUAUGCUUGUUGACUGACUCGUUUCUUAUGGGUUUGCUAGCUAAAGCAUACGCCCACAAGGUCAACGAAAAGGGCAUUGCUUCGCCCACCACUAUCAACGUGAAUGAAUUGCUCAAUGGAUUUGCACCCGAGAUUGACGACGAGCGGGAUUUUUUUUUAAAAGAAGGCGACGUUGCCACGUUGAGUUUGGGAGUUCAGAUCGACGGGUACACGUCGCAAGUGAGCCACACGUUGGUGAUAUACCCACCAAGUCCCACUGAGUUGAAGCCCAGUGGGCCUUUGCUUGGAAACAAUGCCGAUGCGUUAUGUGCCACCCAUGUGGCUGUUGAAGCAACGAUUGCGUUAUUGGGCUGUGCUUUGGCUCCCGAAAAAGUUCCGCAGCCGUUGAAGACUGGAUCCAACGCCAUUACUGGUGCGCAGAUACGUGAGCUUGUUGAUUCCAUCGCUGAGCAGUUCAACUGUGUUGUUGUUCCCGGGUCCAAAGUGAGGAGAAUCCGAAGAUUUUUGGCGGGACAAGCCGAGGGAAUUGUAGCUGAGCGUGACUUCAAGGGUGUUGUUUGGGACGAGUCGCACCAAGAAGCACAGCUUUUGAAAAGGACCCUGGCAAAGUCAACCUCAACCUCAAACUCAACAGAGUUGCAAGCACACGAUGGCAGGAGCAAGCCUGUGGGCACUUCCAACUCCAGUGCUGUGCCAAGCGAUGAAUUUGUCGUUUUCCCAGGGGAAGUUUAUCAAGUCGACUUGCGAAUGAGCGGGUUAAACACGGGCGAGCAACCGCAACAGCAAUUGGGAAUAGUCACUACCGAAGAAGUCGACCAUUUCACAGGUAAGAAUUACAAGCAGAAUGAUUUCAACGCCAAGGCCUCGAUAUUCGUUCGAGAUUUUGCAAUUGUGCAUCAGCUCAAGUUGAAAACUGCUAGAAAGUUGUUGGGAGAAAUCGACAAGUCGUUUUCGGUGUUUCCGUUCAAAUUGGACUUUGCCAGCAAGUCGUUUCCUAUAAAUAUCGAAAGCUCAGAAGAGGAAAUCAAAGAGCUGAUAGAGAAGAUCAAGGAAGAACUCAAGAGCUUCAGGUUAGGGUCGGCCGAGUUGAUCAAUCGCCACCUUGUGCAAUCAAAGCCUAUCCAAAUCACCAAAUUUGUUGCCUUGAAAGAAAUUCUUUCGAGUGCCAACCCAACGGGUAAGCAUGGCAUCGACGCAAACAAGCCCGUUUUGCCCGGGAUGGAAAUCCCCUUGCCGCAACUAGGCAUAUCUUCGUUGAAACUAAAGUCAUUGUUGAAGACAGGCGCAAACAUUUCCAACGUCAGAGAAUCGUCGACUAUUCUUUUAAAUCAGGACAAGAAUGAAGUUUAUAGAUUGACCGGGGGAGAGUCCACCGCUAAAAUGAGCUGGGUCCAUUCUCAGUACAAGUUAUCCCACGAGUUGUUCCAAGUUGUGAAUCAUUUGGUCCAAUUGACAAAAGACACCAGGUUUGGUAUCAAGGUGAAAGAAGUUGGUCCUUACAAAAUGAAGCAACAAAACUUGGUUGUCGAGUCGAUGCAAGUAGAUUAA
This is a messenger RNA of Lodderomyces beijingensis, 1734 nucleotides long. NCBI's taxonomy places the organism in Eukaryota, Fungi, Ascomycota, Pichiomycetes, Serinales, Debaryomycetaceae. The record is from the annotation of a GenBank genome assembly.